AAAGAACAUCUGCGAAUGGCUGGUGUCGUAAAACAUGUUCACUCGGAGCUAAGAAGGAAAUUGCGAUCCGGGAAACCAUUUCAUGAAGUAGGAUUCCAUUAAUUCAGUUUCCACAGCCGCAUAUGUUUACACUACACAUGUUUUCUGUAAAUAGAAUAUCUCGGACAGGAGCUCAAUCCGGUUUUCCUAUCAACAAAGGUUUGGAAUGAACAUUUAUCACAAGAAUCAACACUGCAGGAAUAUGCGAAGAGUAUGGAACUUUUGGCCACUCACCACUGGGCUAAGCUAGAGGAGGUUGACCCUGCUACAUGUAGGAUAAACUGGACUUACUCCAAAAUACAACAGUAUUUUCACGGUGGAGGCCUGGUUCAACAGCUUUACAAGGAUAAACGACGAGCAGAGAGGAAUUCAGCCAGUACAGAAUGUGAAGUAGAUCCCCCAAUCCCUCUGCGGGUACAGAUGCUUGAUGUUGGUUCCUGUUAUAAUCCAUUCUACAAGUACAGUGAUGUUGACGUAACAGCUGUGGAUAUUGCUCCUGCAAGAGAUGAAGUUCUAAUCUGUGAUUUUAUAAAUGUUCCAAUUAAAUCUGAAAGGGAAUUUGACGGAAGAAAAUUAAUCAGCCUUGGAGCAGAAUCCUUCCAUGUUAUUCUUUUCUGUCUUCUUCUAGAGUACAUUCCUUCCCAACUAGCCAGACUUGAAUGUUGUGAAAAGGCGAGUAAAGUUUUGAAGAAAAACGGGAUAUUAAUCAUUAUUACACCUGGGACAGAGCAAUUGGAACAAUCACCCCCCUUAGCUCCCAUUUCAGAUUCCUCUCACCAAAAUAAGAACUCUGUUCUGAUAAGAGGAUGGAAGCAAGUCUUGUCUCAAAUAGGUUUUGCUCAAGUUUAUUAUGAGAAGAAGCAACAUUUUCAUGGAUUGGUUUUCAGGAAGCUAGGAGAGGAAGAGAUGGCUUUAGUCCGUAUGGAGAAUUCUUUAAUUCCGUUAACUAGAGAAGAGAUGAUACAAAGGUUUCAGAUUCCACAGGACUCCAACCCAGAGGUGUCACUAGAGUCUACUCCUGAACUUGAAAUAGACCCAGAUACCAUUCUUGAUCACUUCUCAGAGCUUCCAGAUUUUUUUCCUGACACUUAGAUCAUUUGGUAGAUUUUAUUCAUUGACCCUCACCACGACUUGUACAGUAAAUGGUUUGUCUUUUAUCUUCAAAGACUUUACUGUGAUAGUAUUGUUCCUCCCAAAACCAAUAUUUGUGAAUUAUGUUCUAAAUAUUUGCCAAAUUAACUUAUCAUUGCACUGUUAUGAUCGUUACCGUUAUGUGAUAAUUAUUAAUAUUUUUUCAGAA
Messenger RNA from Eurytemora carolleeae, 1339 nucleotides. RefSeq names its product probable methyltransferase BMT2 homolog (gene Samtor). NCBI's taxonomy places the organism in Eukaryota, Metazoa, Arthropoda, Copepoda, Calanoida, Temoridae. The coding region runs from base 253 to 1131 and encodes 292 amino acids. The record is from RefSeq and is a predicted model, not a curated record. Gene Ontology annotation, biological process: negative regulation of TORC1 signaling. The transcript is spliced from 14 exons.